UGUAUCUUACUUACUCACUCCUUUCACAAACCCAAACCCUCAUUCUAAAAAAAAUGGGGUCUCGCACUCAGAACCUCUCCUUUCUCGUUCUCCUCCUCCUCGGCUUCGUUGCCGUCUCCUAUGCUUGCGACUGUAGCCCUCCUAAACCAUCACCAGCUCCUCACAAACCGCCAAAACAUCCCGUCAAACCUCCUAAACCACCUGCCGUCAAGCCACCUAAACCACCGGCAGUGAAACCGCCCACCGUUAAACCCCACCCUAAACCACCAACCGUCAAACCCCAUCCUAAACCCCCGACCGUCAAACCCCAUCCUAAACCACCGGCAGUAAAACCACCUACCCCAAAACCGCCCACCGUCAAACCCCACCCCCACCCUAAACCGCCCACCAAACCUCACCCUUACCCGAAACCUCCCAUCGUGAAACCACCUACCAAGCCUCCUCCGUCCACUCCUAAACCGCCCACCAAGCCUCCUCCGUCCACACCUAAACCGCCUACGACCAAGCCUCCUCCGUCCACACCUAAACCUCCUACGACCAAGCCUCCACCCGUUGUAACGCCACCGUGCCCGCCAACACCGACUCCACCUGUCGUAACGCCACCAACACCAACCCCACCCGUCGUAACACCACCAACACCAACUCCACCAGUCGUAACACCGCCAACACCAACUCCACCCGUUGUAACACCGCCAACACCAACUCCACCAGUCGUAACACCGCCAACACCAACUCCACCUGUUGUAACACCGCCAACACCAACACCACCCGUCGUGACACCACCAAUACCAACACCACCCGUCGUGACACCGCCAACACCAACCCCACCUGUGGUAACGCCGCCAACACCAACUCCUCCUAUUCCCGAGACUUGCCCAAUUGACACGUUGAAGCUAGGAGCGUGUGUGGACGUUCUUGGAGGUUUGAUUCACAUCGGGCUAGGGAAAAGCCACGCCAAGGAAGAGUGUUGUCCAGUUUUGGGAGGCUUACUUGACCUAGACGCAGCCGUUUGUUUAUGUACCACUAUUAAAGCCAAACUUCUCAACAUCAACCUCAUUCUCCCCAUUGCUCUUGAGCUUCUUCUCGACUGUGGAAAAACUCCACCCCCUGGCUUCAAGUGUCCCGCUUAAUCAAUGUAAAGAGUUGAAUCUCAGAAGGUUUCGUUUUUUUUUCAAAAAUUUGUUUCAUUAUCUCUUUUGGUAAUGGGAGAUUUAAAUGCGUGUGUGCGACCUUGAGUUUCAUGUUUCAUUUGAUACAAUAAAAUUAGGGGUUUGUAAUUUGGGUUUGAGAUCUCAAUUUCUUUGCGUUUUCAUGUUAUGUUAUGCUGUACUUUUAAGAAGAAGAAAAAAACUGUAAAACGAUAUAACUUUUUUUCUAAUAUAAACGAGUUUGUAUC
Molecule: messenger RNA, 1396 nt
Organism: Camelina sativa (false flax)
Lineage: Eukaryota; Viridiplantae; Streptophyta; Magnoliopsida; Brassicales; Brassicaceae
Source: RefSeq, a predicted model, not a curated record